UGAAUGAUGCUGAACAAUGAAACUACGGAACAAAAAGUAGGAACAAUUAUCAAAAGCAUUAAAAAUUCGAUUGAUGUUUUCAAAAAAGUUACAUGUUUGUUGGAAAACAGCGAGAAGGACUAUUUAUAUACCGACGACACAAAUUACAAACAUUUAUUUGAUGAUUGCAAGAAAGAACACACCAUAGCGUUGGCAAAUUUGGAGUCAUUAAAGUUGAUUCUCAACAAAAACAGUAUUGGCCAACGUAAAGAAAUUGACGAACUCAAGCAACUUUUCAACGGAUUUCAAAUCAUGAUUUCAGAAGUGGAAGUUGAACAAGCUGUCGUUUAUUACAUCAAAGAAAUUGAUUCAAAUUUUGAGAAAUUGUUAAAUGUGUUAAACGUCACCGAAUAAAAUUGUCAGUUUUUCG
Caenorhabditis elegans is the source of this 409-nucleotide messenger RNA. RefSeq names its product DUF2383 domain-containing protein (gene F26D11.12). The transcript has 3 exons. Lineage: Eukaryota; Metazoa; Nematoda; Chromadorea; Rhabditida; Rhabditidae. The coding region runs from base 7 to 393 and encodes 128 amino acids. The record is from RefSeq and is marked reviewed.